This is a messenger RNA of Funneliformis caledonium, 513 nucleotides long. The record is from the annotation of a GenBank genome assembly. NCBI's taxonomy places the organism in Eukaryota, Fungi, Glomeromycota, Glomeromycetes, Glomerales, Glomeraceae.
AUGAUUAACAUUUUAAAUUUACAAGAUCUUAUUACAGCUGAAAAGUUUAUCUAUAUUAAUAAUGAAAUACUAAUAGAACCAUUAACAGAUGAAAAAAUUAUAGCUGUGGUAGCUUCAAGUCCUGAAAAUAAUAAUAUAAAAGAAGCUAAUGAAUUGGAAAUAAAUAUUAUUAUCAAUAAAGAAGCUUUGAAUAGUUUAGAAAAGGUAAAGGAGUAUGAUGAUAACAAUGGUAACCGCUGUCAGCGCUUAGACAUUCUCAUUAAGGAUGAUCAGUGGAUGGAAGCUUUUAGCUUUGAGCUUAUUGUUAGAAUAAGUCGGAAGGUUUAUGACGAACACUGCGAACAUUCUAAAAAAUAUGCUCAACUUUAUCAAUGCUCCAUGCUCAUAGUGAACAUUUGUACCAAUAAAAAGCUUAUUAAUUACUUUGGGUCAGAUUAUGAAAAUGUAACUACUGUACAUGUAGUCUAUGAUGAAAGUAAAGGAUGUGCAGAAUUGGUAUAUAAGGAUGGAAAA